Molecule: messenger RNA, 3182 nt
Organism: Lacerta agilis (Sand lizard)
Lineage: Eukaryota; Metazoa; Chordata; Lepidosauria; Squamata; Lacertidae
Product: zinc finger protein 208-like
Exons: 3
Coding region: 123-2768 (881 amino acids)
Biological process (GO): regulation of transcription by RNA polymerase II
Cellular component (GO): nucleus
Molecular function (GO): DNA-binding transcription factor activity, RNA polymerase II-specific; RNA polymerase II transcription regulatory region sequence-specific DNA binding
Source: RefSeq, a predicted model, not a curated record
CACACCUGUACAGGAGGACCCCUUUACUACCUUAUCUGGCAAAAUCUUUAUCCAGGCCAGAGCUAGCAGUGUGGGAGCCUCACCCAGCUUUGUUCCCAUCUACUGACACUCUCUUCUCUCCCAUGCAGAUGGAAUCGGUACCCUACACAGGCUUCCCUGUAGAUGCUGAAAACAAUGGACCCUUUCCUCUGGAGGAGGACGAUCCCAGUGUCCCAAAGUUCGCAGUCAUCAAACCACAUUUCCCCUGGAUGGAGCCCGGGGAAGAGAUUCAGCUGCCAGAGCCGGGAGAGAGGCAGGAGCUGACGGUGGUCAAUGCAGGCUCUGACACACCAAGUGAGGAAGAGGAGGAAGUGGUGGAGGAUGCUGAGGAGCAAGGGGCCUCGACUUGCCUGGAGAGCUGGGACUGGGGCCAAGCAGCAUCAGGAGAGAAGGAUGCGGAGGCCUCUGUUGCCGCAGACCCUCGGCCGUUCCGCUGCUCGGAGUGUGGCAAGGGCUUUGCCCAGAGCUCAAACCUGGUGAAGCACCAGAGGAUCCACACUGGGGAGCGCCCGUUCCGGUGCCCCGAAUGCGGCCGCGGCUUCAGCUGGAGCUCCUCGCUGGCGGAGCACCUCAAGGCGCACGGUGGGCGCCGCCCCCACGCCUGCGGCGAGUGCGGGAAGCGCUUCGCCCGCGGCUCUACGCUCGCGGAGCACCAGCGGGUACACACAGGGGAGAAGCCCUUCCGGUGCCACCAGUGCGGGGCCCGUUUCUCGCAGAGCUCCACCCUGGCGCACCACUUGCGCACGCACUCGGGCGAGCGACCCCACGCCUGCCCCGACUGCGGGAAGCGGUUCGGGCGCAAGUCCACCCUCGUCACCCACCGGCGGACCCACACCGGCGAAAAGCCCUACAUGUGCAGGGAGUGCGGCCGCUGCUUCGGCGUCAGCUCUGACCUGGCCAAGCACGUGCGCAACCAUCGCGCCAACGGCAGUGGCUGGGGGAAUGCCACUGCAGAAAUGCCCUGCCCUGCUCCGCUGCCAGCUGCAGAUCGGGGCAGGCAGCAAAAUGAAGAAGCUUCGUUUGAGGGCCCAGAUGCAGGUGGGCAGCAAAAUGACUGUGCAGAGGAAGAGAAGGAGAAGGAGGAGGAAGAGAAAACCUUUAUGUGCUCUGAGUGUGGGGAAGGCUUCAGGCAGAGUUCUGAGCUGACUCAGCAUCAAAGGAUCCAUCUGAGUGAAGUUGCUCACGGUUGUCAUCAGUGUGGAGAAACCUUCCCUGACCAGUCAGAACUAGGCGCCCAUGUGGCAAGUCACACUGUGGAGGAGAAGCCACACAAAUGCUCUGACUGUUAUGCUUGCUUCUCUGAAAACUCUGCCCUCCAGAUACAUCAGAGACUACACCUUAGAGAGUUAUCCCACUUCUGCCACCAAGGAGGAGAGAACUUCCCUGAUAGCUCUGGCUUGGAGGAGCCCCAGAGCACCCACAAUGGGAAGGAGAAUCCCUUUGAGUGUCCAGAGUGUGGGGCCCACUUUGCCGAGGCCACUGCUUUGGCCGCACACCAGAGAAUCCACCUGGAUGUGGAAUCGUUUCCCUGCCCCCAGUGUGGGAAAACCUUCCUUGACUGUGAUGAGUUGGCCUUUCACCAAGUGAGUCAUGCUGGCAAAGGAGAUGAGGAGGCAGAAGAGAAGCCUUAUAAAUGUACCAUCUGCAGCACUUGCUUCCCGGACAGCAGUGACCUCCUGGCCCAUAAAGUGAGCCAUGGGGCAGAUGGAAGAUCCCACUCCUGCCACAAGUGUGGCGAAACGUUUCCUAGUGACUCGGAGCUUGCGAUUCACCAGCUGAGCCACACGACAGAGGCCGCCUUAGACAAGCUGUACUCCUGCGCCGUGUGCGGCAAGUCCUUUGCGCUGUUUGCCACGCUGGCGGCGCACGAGCGCACCCACAUGUCAGACGACGAUGCCUACCGCUGCCCGACGUGCGGCGAACGCUUUCCAGACAGCGGCAAGCUGGGGAGGCACCAGCGUCGCCACUUGGGCGAGGAGAGGCCUUUCCGGUGCCCGGCGUGCGGCAAGGGCUUUGUGUUGCUUUCGGGGCUGCGGCAGCACCAACGCGACCCUCCGGCCCGGUGUCCUCAGUGCGGCGAGACCUUUGUGUGGCGCUGCCGACUCACCGAGCACUGCCGCAGCUGCCACCCGGCGGAGCGCCCCUACAAAUGCCCCGAUUGCGGCAAGGGCUUUGCGCAGAGCUCGAAGCUGCUGCGGCACCAGGUGACGCACACUGGCGAGAAGCCGUUCAAGUGCCCCGACUGCGGCAAAAUCUUUAGCCAAAGCUCCAACUUGGCGGAGCACCGUCGCACGCACGCCCCGGGCAAGGCGCACUGCUGCGCUAUCUGCGGCAAGGCUUUCGCCCUGGGCUCCUACCUAGCCAAGCACCAGGCCACGCACACGGGCGCCCGCCCUUUCCGGUGCACCGAGUGCGGCAAGGGCUUCCGGCAGAGCUCCAACCUCAUCCAGCACCAGCGGACGCACACCGGCGAGAGGCCCUACGCCUGCGCCUCCUGCGGCAAAUCCUUCACCCAGAACUCACACCUGGUCAAGCACCGGCGAGUUCACACAGCCGAGAGGCCGUACCGCUGCCCCGUCUGCGGCAAGAGCUUCCGGCAGCGUGGCAACCUGGCUGAGCACCAGCACCAGCACGCCGGCACCCGUCCGUACGUCUGCGGCGCCUGCGGGAAGUCGUUCCGGUGGAGUUCCGCUUUCUCCAAACACCAGCGUACUCACCUUGCUCCCUGACCCUGUGAGAAAGGGGAGGGGGGAAAGCAGGAAGUCCUCCCCCCAUACUUGGCCUUCUCUUGAGCACCAACGGACCUUUCCUUCCUUGCUCUCAGUUUCCUACAUCUAAACAGGAGACCCCUUUCUAAGAAGACAGACCAGUGGACUUGGGCUGUGCCCUGAUCCUGACCUCUCAUCUUAAACUUUGUCCCAUCAAUCUGUCCCUGAGUAUAGCCUUCUGCAUCCUGGCCCUGAGGCCUGGCCUUCACACAAACAGGAAACGGAUUUUGAACCUCUAAUGGUGCUGACAGAAUCACCCUCUGGGAUUUCCCCCAAGGGAGCAAACCUCGUAGAUUCUUGUCUCGCUCUCUGAGCAUCACUAAUCUUUGUCAUCAUGCCCUGGUUAAUUUUCUAAUUUCUAAUUUCAGACUUCUG